Dracunculus medinensis (Guinea worm) is the source of this 720-nucleotide messenger RNA. The record is from the annotation of a GenBank genome assembly. Lineage: Eukaryota; Metazoa; Nematoda; Chromadorea; Rhabditida; Dracunculidae.
AUGUUCAUGGAAAAUAUUAAAGCUAUACUGAUUUAUAUAUCAGUGAUAAAAGCUCAGCUAUGGCCGCCACCACCGUAUCCAAUAAUGGUUGCAAACCCAUAUAUCAAUACUAUGCGUCAUCACAAUCCUUAUGGUGGUUUUUCUAGCAACUGUAUAACCAUUAGUAGAGUGCCUUGUCGAAAUUCACCUGCAUACAAUUUUAUCGAAAUGGGACAAUUCCCAUACAACCAACAGUUACCUUUUGUUAAUCGAGAAAUUGAUGGAAAUUUCAACAAUCUCGUCGCAACUUUUAUGCCAAAUAAUAUGGCCUCGUUAAUCAAUCCUGGAUUAACUUGGGUUAAUUCGGCAUUACCCUUCAUUAACGCUGGAACGUCAUCACUUCUGAAUUCACGACAGUCAAUCAUUGAUCCGAAAUCGAUUAUUAAUCGAGGAUCAACCAUUAAUCAGGGUACAACAUUAACGGGCGAUGCUUUACAAAAUAUCAUCGAUAUCUAUAGUCGUAAUUCGCUGUUAGGACAAACUGGAUCAAACUUAUUGAGUGGAAUAAAUAAAGAAAAAUUUCAGGUCCAAGGAUGUUCAUUCGAUACGAUUCAAAAUUCAUGCACAAAUGGACUUAAUUUAUGUCGAGGACGAUGCAAGGAUUUUGGUACUGACCUACUUCAUGAUUGCCGUUGUAUUCCCGACGAUCUAAGUUCAAUGCUUGGUCAUAUCAAAAAGUGA